Solanum dulcamara is the source of this 2180-nucleotide messenger RNA. RefSeq names its product pentatricopeptide repeat-containing protein At5g46100. The transcript has 3 exons. The record is from RefSeq and is a predicted model, not a curated record. Lineage: Eukaryota; Viridiplantae; Streptophyta; Magnoliopsida; Solanales; Solanaceae. Gene Ontology annotation, molecular function: protein binding. The coding region runs from base 403 to 1842 and encodes 479 amino acids.
UUGUCGAUUAAAUUUUUAUAUCUAGGAAUUGCUAGUCGUUUAUAUUAUGGAAUUGAUUCGCCAACAUAUACAUGAAGCGGCACUAGCUUUCUGAAUACUUUACCGUGGGAAGCUGAAGCCGCUCGACUCUCCGUCGCCGUCGCCGGAGACGGAAUUUAUUGGCAGCGAAGGCGAGACGAGAAGACCGAAAUGGUGUGAAGCUGUUUUGAUCAAAGAGAAGAUAAACUAGUAAAUGAACAAAACUGACAGAAGAGUUUCUCAGAUUCAGUAUUAUCGGCAAGAAGCAUUGUUAUUGUUACAAGUUACAACUUUAAUCAGUGUAAAGCUAAUGAUAUUAGCUAAAAUUUGGGGCACAUAUUUCUGGAAAGGGGAUUGCAGCAUUUGAAGAGAAGUGUUGAGCUGAUGGGUAGCAAGAUACCAAUCAAAUGGCCAAGAGAAGUCACAGCGGCUUUUGUUGAACAGCUGAUUCGAGCAGAAAAAGAUUUACAAAAAGCGGUUCUUAUAUUUGAUGCAGCAACAGCAGAGUACUCUAAUGGCUUCCGGCACGAUCAUAGCACAUUUGGUCUCAUCAUCUCGAGAUUGCUUUCUGCAAAUCAUUUUAAUUUAGCUGAGGAAAUGCUUGUCAGAAUGAAGGAUGAAAGCUGUAAGAUUACUGAGGAUAUAUUCCUCUCAGUCUAUCGAGCCUAUGGGCGGGUUCACAAGCCACUUGAGGUGAUCAGGGUUUUUCAAAAGAUGAAGGAGUAUGAUUGUGAGCCAACCCAGAAAUCGUAUAUUACAGUGUUCUCUGUACUUGUUGAUGAAAACCGAUUAAAAACUGCUUAUAGGUUUUAUCGUUACAUGAGGGGGGUGGGCAUUCCACCUUGUGUUGCUUCGCUUAAUAUUUUGAUUAAAGCUCUCUGCAAGAACAGUGGAACAAUGGAUUCUGCUUUUCGUAUUUUUCGUGAGAUGCCCAAGCGCGGAUUUACACCUGAUUCCUAUACAUAUGGGACUCUCAUCAAUGGGCUUUGCAGAUUGGGCAAGGCCUCUGAAGCAAAAGAACUUCGGAUGGAGAUGGAAGCAAAUGGUUGUUCGCCUACUGUAGUCACCUAUACUUGUUUGAUUCGUGGCUUUUGCCAGUCAAAUAAGUUGGAUGAAGCCAUGACAUUGCUUGAGGACAUGAGGAGCAAAGGUAUUGAGCCCAAUGUGUUCACUUAUAGUUCUUUGAUGGACGGUCUUUGUAAGGGUGGACGUUCCUCUGAAGCAAUGGAGUUAUUACAGAUAAUGAUUCAUGAACAUAAGAUUCCAAAUAUGAUAACUUACAGUACCUUAAUUCACGGACUUUGUCGAGAAGGUAAAAUUGGAGAAGCCUUAGAGAUUUUUGACAGGAUGAAACUUCAGGGAUGUAAACCUGAUGCAGGGUUAUACUGGAAAGUCAUCAAUGGCUUUUGUGAGAAUAACAAGUUUCAUGAAGCAGCCAACUAUCUUGAUGAAAUGAUCCUUAGUGGAAUAUCUCCAAACAGAUUAACUUGGAGCUUGCAUGUGAAGAUCCAUAAUGCAGUAGUCCGAGGCCUGUGUGCUGUGAAUGAUCCGAAGCGAGCUUUUCAAUUAUAUUUAAGCAUGCGCACCAGAGCCAUCUCAGUUGAAGCCAAGUCUUUUGAGACUUUAGUCAACCAUUUCUGCAAGAAAGGAGAUGUGCACAAGAUUGCUCGUAUUGUCGAGGAAAUGUUGACUGAUGGAUGCAUUCCAGAUGAACAAACAUGGGCUGUUGUGGUGGGUGGAUUUUGGGAUAGAAGGAAAGUAAGGGAAGCAGCUGAUUCGGUACAGGCUGAUCUGAUGUGUAAACAUAUGGAUCUUGAGACUUGAUGUCUUAUUCAAGUUUCUGAUUAUGAUCGCAAUGCCUUUUUUAAUCCAUGUGAAUGUCAAGCCAAAAUAAUCUGGUUUUAUGCAUUGCUUCACCUUCUAAGAAGAUUUUUGGUAAAUCAUAACAUAGUGGGUGUCUGUUGUAUUUACUUUUUUUUUUUCAUGAGUAUUUGGUGCAAAGCUAAGAUUAUUCCAUGGCAACCUGGAACUCAAAGGUUCAAGUUGCAGUUCAAUCUUUGCAGUGCACAGUGAUUAUCUUCAAAUUCCAUGAAAUUCGCUGGUUAAUCAUUUACAGCUUCAUCUGGCAAGUUAAGUCAAAGGCCAUAGAAAUUGUUACAUUU